AUGUCAUCAAUCUGUAAUGACCUUCACAAAUCUCUUGAAAGCAACAUGGAGAGACUUGCGCUCUGUACGAAAGAUGCUGCCGACAUGUCGCAAGACCUCAGCACCGAGAAGGAGUCUGCUCUCAUUGAACAAAAGGGUUUGAGCUCCACAGCAUCCAGUUCUAGCGACCAGGAGGAUUUCACCAAGACGGAAGUUGAAGCCGUCAUUCCAUUUCAAAGACCGGUACAGAAAGGCCAUUUGGAGCUACUCCCUGUCGAACUCCAGUGCGAAAUAUUCAAAUAUCUCGGUCCUGGCGCAAAGCGAAUUCUUGGCUCCAUCAGCAAGCGCAUGUACGACAUCUGGAAGCAAGAUUUCUUUGAGAAAUCCAUCCGGAUCAAUAUCGCCGAGCACAUGCUGAAAGCGGACAGCUUAGAGCAUGUCUCAACGGUGUAUAACAGCAUUUUAUCCAAUUGGUUGAGGCCAAAAGGGGUUGCGAAAGACCAGAAGACAGAAACUGACACCACAUACGGAGAUGUGAAUUCCUCUAUACACAUGAAUGACUGCAUUGAAGAUGCAGUUGCCAGACAUUAUGCAGCCAAACGAAUGAAGGAGCAUGGCGAUGAAUGUCCUGUUUUCACCAAGGAGUUCAGGUACAAGAACGUCAUAUUAGAGUACACAGGAUUUCGAAAUGACGAUACAGAAGCUAGUUGGUUAUCAUCAGCUGAAUUCGGCCGCAGACACCGGAGAUGGCAACUUGAUAUCCGGGGAGUUGAUCUCCGGGACUUGUUUGCUUAGGAAAAACACCUGAGAG
Molecule: messenger RNA, 790 nt
Organism: Mollisia scopiformis
Lineage: Eukaryota; Fungi; Ascomycota; Leotiomycetes; Helotiales; Mollisiaceae
Exons: 3
Coding region: 1-774 (257 amino acids)
Molecular function (GO): protein binding
Source: RefSeq, a predicted model, not a curated record